Messenger RNA from Pollicipes pollicipes, 773 nucleotides. RefSeq names its product 2-iminobutanoate/2-iminopropanoate deaminase. NCBI's taxonomy places the organism in Eukaryota, Metazoa, Arthropoda, Thecostraca, Pollicipedomorpha, Pollicipedidae. Gene Ontology annotation, molecular function: deaminase activity. The record is from RefSeq and is a predicted model, not a curated record. The transcript is spliced from 5 exons. Gene Ontology annotation, cellular component: mitochondrion; cytosol. Bases 1 to 360 code for a protein of 119 amino acids.
AUGCCGAGCACGUCUCCAGCGGUGCUGGUGAACGACACGCUGUACGUGUCCGGCCAGCUGGGGAUCGAUGCCACCUCCGGAGAACUGUGCCAAGGCGUGGAGGCGCAGACGCGCCAGGCGCUGGAGAACAUGGGCCACAUCCUGCAGGAGGCCGGCAUGACACACGCGGACGUCGUUAAAGCGACGGUUCUUCUCGCCGACAUGAACGACUUCUCCAAAGUCAACGAAGUCUACAAGACAUUUUUCACCAGUGAUUUUCCGGCCCGGGCGGCCUACCAAGUGGCAGCACUGCCUAAGGGCGGGAUGGUGGAGAUCGAGGCGAUCGCCUUCAAGUGCUCCGACGGCGACAGCAGGCUCUAGCGCCUGACUGACAUCGGCACCCCAGUCCCUGCCGUCGGACCCCGGCCCCCGUCGGUGCGCCGGCCAAGCCCAGCGUCGAUGAGAUUCCCGGCCGUGUCGCCCGCCUCCCGCCGGCAGCCUUCGACCGUCGACCGUCGCCGCCGACGCCGCCUGUCGGAGGCAGCCUCUUCACGGCGAGCUGGUCCGCGCCGUGGUAGCUGACGUGGAUCCCUGUACGGUAUUCUGGGCCGCUCCAGUGUGGAAUGUGCCGAGUGCCGACGGAUGGAAACCAGUUGCAAGGAGAGGAGGAUGGGGCUGGUGUUGCGUUUAUGAUCGUACACGGCUUGGAACAGAUUUGAUCGUGGCUAAACGCUGGAUUUGGGGAAAACUGCAAUAUGGUGAAUAAAGUCAGUAAAGGAGACAAUGACUGCUGG